Aspergillus terreus NIH2624 is the source of this 780-nucleotide messenger RNA. RefSeq lists its product as uncharacterized. NCBI's taxonomy places the organism in Eukaryota, Fungi, Ascomycota, Eurotiomycetes, Eurotiales, Aspergillaceae. The transcript has 2 exons. Bases 1 to 780 code for a protein of 259 amino acids. The record is from RefSeq and is a predicted model, not a curated record.
AUGGAGAAAAGGGCCAACGACCACGAAUCGACUUACAUCGAUUUUCUUGAUUCAGAGCUUGUUUCUCUCCAAGCUGGUCGGAUGGGACGGUUAUUUAAAAUCCAUCGAAAGCUGCUUGGCUUAAAAUCUAAACCAGUGAUUGCUGCUUUGGAUCGGGGUUUCGAUGAGGGCCAACGAGGAAUAUACAAAUUCGAAGAAACGACAGAAGGAACGCUUGCACGCUUCAUUGAAUGGGCAUACAGGGGCGAUUAUCCUACUGUGAUCAGCGAAAUCGGAACCGUCCAAAAGUCCCUUCCACACGGUAUUGAAGCAGAUGUCAAAGAUCCGCCUACUGUCACAACGUCAGCGACAGAUAUUACUUCUGAGAACCAUCCAUUAUUGGUCCACGUGCGUCUGUAUAUCUUCUCAGGGACAUAUCUCAUCCCUGAGCUACAGGAUCUGGCUUUCAACAAAGUGACUGCCUGUUUCAAAGACCUUAAAAAACCAGAGAGUCUUGAUACACAACUUGCAGUCAUCGAUGCUUUACAGCUGUCAUUCCUUAGGCUCCAUGAGCCUGAUGCUCUAUUGGGCUGGUUGAGCCAAUACUCUGCAUAUUGCAUUGAUAAGCUCCGGCUACAGAGUUCUUUUCAUGAUCUUCUCGGAGACUUUCCAAUUUUGAGCUCAAGAAUGAUGCUGUCAUUGAACCCGGCACCGCACCCACCUUGGGAAUAUCCGCCGCCAAAAUACCCAUUUCCCCUCUACUCGCCCAGUCGAUCGGCUGAAAUCAAGUACGAGUACUGA